AAAGGCGAAAAAGAAACAAAUAAAAUGAGAAGAAAGAUCUCUCGAGCAACAAUUGAUCUCAAUGGUCAUAUGAUUACCUCUUUUACUGAUGGCGGAUAUGUCGAUCAAUCAUAACCCCCCGGAUUUUCGUUUUUAGAACAAAAAGCCAUUCAAUCGCGGAGAAACUCCUGAACCGAUCGCGACAGCGAUCGUGCUCGGAUUCUGGGGAUGGGGAAACUUAUUUCCCUCCACUUCAGCUGAUGAAUGACUGACCGGUCUCUAAAUCCUCUUAUCUCUAACCCGCGGCAUGGGUGUGGUCGGACUGCCGCUGAAGAAGUUUCAAUCCACCACAAAUUAUAGUAACCAACUUUCGUACCAAGCAGAUCAUGACGAGGUCAUCCAAGACUGCCACGAAUACCCGGGUACCUUAAUCAGUACGCAAUCGAGCCCAACCAGGAAUGGUUCUAGGUAGCUCAAGUGGUGUGGGCAGCAGACGGGGGAUCAGCCAGCACCGCCUAUCUUUGGUCGUCCAAUCCCCUGGGAGCGGGUCGUCUUAUCAACAACAUGUCUGAUUCCAGUUUCGCUACCUCAAAGAUAACGGCCGAUCCAAGUGGCCAGCAUCGUAAUUAAGUUGCAGCCAAGCAAGAUUGUUUACUGAUAAGACCGCUCCAAUGCAUAGGGCUGGCUGGCUGCCUGCCUGCCUGCAUCACAAGACCAAGCAUUUGGCUAGCACGCACGUCCGCGGAAUUGUCCUAUAAAAAUCUACUAUCUUUGCCCCCCGGAGAUGGAUAAUUCGCCCAAGACUCCCACGCACCAUCUCCCGUCUUUCAUCUUCCGACAGAAGACAUGCGCUGCUAUGUAGUAGAGUGACAUUGACCGGUACGCGCCGAAAUUCUAGGGCUAGUUUUUUACCGUAUUGGUCGACAGCCUGAGUGAGGUCAACUCGCCCCCAUGCCCGGCACUUGCGAUGGAGAGCCUAUGGCUUGGGCUCAUGUCGUAGUUGUCAGGUCAAGUCGCUGUCUAAGGUAGUUAGCAGUUUGGUGCACGUUCACUGGCUGCAGAUGGCCACACCCAGAGAAAUAUCUCCAGGUUUCCACCAUACGGUAUAGACAUCCGCCAAGCCUUUGUCUCCUUAUGUCCUUCUCCCACACAGCAAAUCCCUCGCAACCCAUAAAACACCUCACUUAACAUUUAUUACCCAAUCGGCUCUCCUUCAGGUAUAUCCAAGUGUGCUUAAAACCCGAGUAACCACACCACUUUCAAGGGUAUGCCAGCAUAAAUAUCAUUGACUACCGAGACCAAUGACAAAUGAAUAGAUACCUCCAAGCUAGCUUUGCCUAGUGAGCAAUACCUGCGUCUUCUUGUAAUCUCUUGUCAUAUACUGAAGACGUCAUACUCACUCCUAUCUUAACUGCUUACACUUCUCACUCCACCUUGUUAUAGACCUCGCAACACUUCCGCUACAUACAUCUUUUUCCAUAGCUACUUCAAAUCAUCGCUGGUUUCCUACACAUAUUCCAACCAUGGGGACCAUUGUUGGGCUACCCCCUAUCCCCACAGAGGCACCUCCAUCUUAUACCACCGUCAAGAAACUGGAUAUAUUUCCGCCUAGUCCGCCAGACACCGCCAAGGAGUCACGACAACACUCACGCCGCUCGAGUAUAAGUGUUGGCACCGGAUUAGUUGAAGAUGUCGAUUGCGCAGUGGUGAAUGAUGAGGCAUCUCGGCCAUACCCUUUGCCACCUCCAACAAGACAGAACAAUGUUCUUCCCCAGGAUCUCAAGACCCCAGACAGCCACGUUGAGAGGGACCCUCGUCUGAUAAGGCUCACUGGUAUACACCCCUUCAACACAGAAGCACCAUUGAGCGAUCUCUUUGACGAGGGUUUCAUCAACUCGAAAGACCUGCACUAUGUCCGAAACCACGGAGCGGUGCCACGCGUGGAGGAUGCCGACAUGAUGGAUUGGGAGUUCACCGUGGAAGGAAUGGUCGAAUCGCCAAUGAAAUUGACGCUUCGAACCCUGAUGAAGGAUUUCGCGCAGGCCACAUACCCGGUCACCCUUGUUUGCGCAGGCAACCGUCGUAAGGAGCAAAACGUAGUGCGCAAGACCAAGGGCUUCUCAUGGGGUGCCGCGGGUCUCUCCACGGCGUUGUGGACCGGCGUCCCUCUUGGUGAUCUCCUAGCCAGGGCGAUGCCCAAACGAGGCGCCCGGUACGUCUACUUUGAGGGCGCAGACAAGCUACCCAACGGUUACUACGGUACUUCGAUCAAGCUCAACUGGGUCGUCGAUCCUAACCGGGGCAUCAUGGUGGCUCACCGCAUGAAUGGCGAAGCGCUGCACCCUGAUCACGGCAAACCCUUGAGGAUCGUCAUUCCCGGACAGAUUGGUGGUAGGAGUGUCAAGUGGCUAAAGAGGAUCGUCGUGACCUCUGAGCCGAGCGACAACUGGUACCACAUCUACGACAACCGAGUCCUGCCGACUAUGGUGACACCCGAGGCCAGUGCCGACCUGCCCGAUACCUGGAAGGACGAACGCUACGCCAUCUACGACCUCAACACCAACAGCGCCACCUGCUACCCCGCACACGACGAGAAGGUCCCGAUAACCGCAGGCGCCGGUGUUUACAAAUUCAGGGGCUACGCCUAUGCCGGAGGUGGUAAGAGGGUGACAAGAAUGGAAGUGACCCUCGACAAGGGCAAGAGUUGGAGGUUGGCCAAAAUGAUAUAUCCCGAGGACGACUACAGAUUGGCAUCGGUAGACGACACGCUGUACGGCGGCAAGGUUGAUCUGAGCUGGCGCGAGGCUUCCUUCUGCUGGUGCUUUUGGGAGCUCGAUAUUCCCACGACAGACCUAGUCGCCGCGGAUGAUGUUAUGAUCAGGGCGAUGGACGACUCCAUGAUGGUCCAGCCGCGCGACAUGUACUGGAGUGUCCUGGGAAUGAUGAACAACCCAUGGUAUCGGGUGAUGAUCCACAAGGAGGGCCACGACCUGCGCUUCGAACACCCCACACAACCGGCAUUGAUUCCAGGCGGCUGGAUGGAGCGUGUGAAGAAGGCGGGCGGCGACCUAUCCAAUGGCUUCUGGGGCGAGAGAGUGGCGGGCGACGAGGAAGAAUCCGCUGCCGUCGCCGAGGAGCCUGCCAACGAGAUUUGCAUGACAAACCCAUCGGUGAACAAGACCAUCACUCUGGAUGAGCUCAAAGCGCAUGACAGCGAGUCCCAGCCGUGGUUCGUUGUCGAUGGGCAAGUCUACGAUGGUAUCAAGUUUCUUGAAGGGCACCCGGGUGGUGCAGCCUCAAUCAUCGGGGCAGCAGGUCAGGAUUGCAGCGAGGAGUUCCUGACAAUUCACUCGGAAAAUGCAAAGGCCAUGAUGCCAGAAUACCACAUCGGCUCGCUUGAUGAGAAGUCAAGAAGCCUACUAGCCGAGCCAGAGUCAACCCAACCCGAAUCCACAGAACCGCGUCCUGUCUUUUUGCAGUCAAGAACGUGGUCCAAGGCACUAUUGCAGGAAAAGAUAAGCGUUAGUGGCGACUCCAAAAUAUUCAGCUUCAAGCUCGACCACGCAGAGCAGGCCAUCGGGCUUCCCGUCGGCCAGCACCUGAUGAUGAGACUGCGCGACCCGGCGACGAGGGAAGCAAUCAUUCGUGCCUACACACCGCUCUCGGACUGCGUAGUCGAGAAGGGCCUCUUGAGGGUUUUGGUCAAGAUUUACUACAAGUCGGCCGGGAUGGAGGGCGGAAAGAUGACACAGGCGCUUGACCAUCUCCCUGUCGGGCACUGGGUCGACUUCAAGGGGCCUGUGGGACGGUUCGAGUACCUCGGAAAGGGCAAAUGUCGGGUGUCCGGCAAGGAGAGAAGCGUGCGCCGAUUCAUCAUGAUCUGUGGUGGAUCGGGCGUGACGCCCAUCUUCCAGGUGUUCCGAGCUGUCAUGCAGGACAAGGAGGAUCAGACAAGGUGUCUUGUGCUGGAUGGCAACCGAACAGAGGAAGACAUCCUCUGCAAGGACGAACUCGACAAGCUGGCGGUCGGCAACGAGGACAGGUGUCGGCUUGUCUACAGCCUCAGCAAGCCUUCCGAGAGCUGGACGGGCGCCAAGGGCAGGAUGGAUCGUGCCUUGUUUGAGAAGGAAUUGGGUGUCUCCGGUAGCAACAGCCAAGACAUGGUACUGAUCUGCGGGCCGGAGAGCAUGGAGAAAAGCGUGAAACAGAUUCUCACACAAGAGUUGGGCUGGAAGGAUGAUGAUUUGUUGUUUUUCUGAAGUAAUUGUUUGUAUAUAUAAACGUCCAUUAGCAGCAUACUUGGAUGAAUCAAGCUGGGAGUUUGGUGUUAGGGUAACCAUUCAGAACAAGCCUAGAGUUGAAACAACGUCUCUUGAAAAGUAUAUACAGUUCAACAUAUAUAAUGCAAGUCAUUUGGAAAUAUCAGUCG
Molecule: messenger RNA, 4408 nt
Organism: Pyricularia oryzae 70-15
Lineage: Eukaryota; Fungi; Ascomycota; Sordariomycetes; Magnaporthales; Pyriculariaceae
Product: nitrate reductase
Exons: 2
Coding region: 1503-4238 (911 amino acids)
Biological process (GO): nitrate assimilation; nitric oxide biosynthetic process
Molecular function (GO): nitrate reductase (NADPH) activity; heme binding; molybdenum ion binding
Source: RefSeq, a predicted model, not a curated record